Peromyscus californicus insignis is the source of this 4117-nucleotide messenger RNA. RefSeq names its product lysophosphatidic acid receptor 5 (gene Lpar5). Gene Ontology annotation, cellular component: membrane. Bases 1952 to 3109 code for a protein of 385 amino acids. NCBI's taxonomy places the organism in Eukaryota, Metazoa, Chordata, Mammalia, Rodentia, Cricetidae. Gene Ontology annotation, biological process: G protein-coupled receptor signaling pathway; behavioral response to pain. The record is from RefSeq and is a predicted model, not a curated record. The transcript has 2 exons. Gene Ontology annotation, molecular function: G protein-coupled receptor activity.
GGGGGCUGUGACGGAGAUUGCAGGGGUGGAAAGGGCCGAGAGGGUAUGCUGGCCUUCAUCUCUGAGUUCACGUGUCAGUAUGUGAUUCUCAAGGCCAAAGCCGGAAAGUACGUCAACCCCAGAAGGUAUGACAUAGCUUGUAGCUUGUACUUCCCUCUUCGAGGAGGGAGAAACUGAAACGACAUCCCGGAGCUCAGAAGCCCUGGGCGUACAAGCUUUGCCAGAUGGUCUGAAUGAUGGGCACCUUCAAGUGUCCCUUUGGCACUGGCCUGGAAUAAUUUGGACACUCACAGGGCAGUACAGCUGGAGACGCUGUAGAGUCCCUUCUGUGGGCUAACAGUCAUCAACAGCAUUUGAAUUGGCACAGACAGAACUUGGGCUUGGGGCUGUAGCUCACUUGGCAGAGUGCUUGCCUAGCGUGGACAAGGCCCUGGGCUCCAGGGGGCAUAGUGGGGCAUGCUUUAAUCCGAGUGCAGUCUGGAGGAUAUGAAAUUCAGCAUCAGCCGUGGCUGCAUAGAUUGAGAUCAACUUGGGCUACAUGAGAACCUAUUUCCCAAAGUGGGAGGGGCGGUAGUUGUGGGGGACUAGAGAGAUUGCUUAGCAAAUAAAAGCAUUUGCUGAGCAGGCCUGGUGCCUUAAAUUCAAUCCCCAAAACCCAUGUAAAAGGCAGAAGGAGAGAGCCAACUCCACAAUGUUGACACAGGUACUAUGGCAUGAUUACACAUGCCCACAUAUAUCACACACACACACACAUCACAUCACAUCACAUCACAUCACAUCACAUACAUACCUUCAUAAAUCAAAAACAUUUUCAAAAACCAAAAAACUGUGUGGUGGCAUAUUCCUGUAAUCCCAGCACUUGAGAGGUAGAGACAGGCCAGCCUGGGCUACAUGCUGGGUGUGGUGAUGCACAUUCUUAACCACUAGCACUGAGGAGACAGAAACUAGGUGGCCAGCCUACUCUACAUAGCAAGUUCCAGGACAGCGAGAUGUAUAUAAUAGAGAGACCUAGUCUCAAAAAAACCAAACUAACAGAAUUAGAGGCAUAGAGAGAAGGCUCAGUGGUUAAGGAUACUUCCUGCUCUUGCAGAAAACCCAGAUUUGGUUCCCAGCACCCAUGUCUGGUAGCUCACAACCAUCUGUAACUCCAAUUUCAGAAGAUCUAAUGCUAUCUUCCAGCCUUCACAAGCACCUGCAUGUGCCUUGAACACAUAGACACACUCAAGCACACACAUAUAAAAAUAUCUUAAAUUUAUUUUUUAUUUUAAUUAAAAUUUAAUUAUUUAAUUUUCCCCUUCCUGUUCCUCUCUCCAAUUCCUCCCAUGUUCUCUCCUCACUCCCUCUCAAAUUAAUGGCUUUUUUCUUUGACUAUUAUUGUCACACACACACACACACACACACACACACACACACACACACACACACAAGCUGCUGAGUCCAUUUCGGGUUGCUUGUGUGUAUAUAGUUUCGGGGCUGACUAUUUGGCAUUGGUUAAGUAAUUAAGGGGCUCAUCCCGGGGAAAGACUAAUUCUUCCUCUCUCAGCAGUCCUUAGUGGCCAGCAGUUCUUUGACUAGAGAUGGGGCUCCUAGUGGGCAUUCCCUUGGUGUUGUUAUUGUUCAGAUCUUGUUUAGGCAGCCAUCAUUGCUGAGGUACCACAGGUGACGUUUCCCUGUCAUUUCUAGGAGAGACACUCUCACAUUGGACUUCCUGUUCCUCUGGUUCUUACAGUCUUUCUGCCCCUCUUCCAGAUGUUCCCUGAACCUUAGAUGCAGGAGGUCUCCACAGCUGAAGUUGUGGCCCCAAAGGCGUCCAGCCUUGGCCAAUCAUCUGCCCCUGAGGUCACAGACCACACUCCCAUGUCUUGCCUCUGCUUGCUUUGGGACAGACUCUGUAUAGCCACCAGGCUACCACCCUGGAGGUGAACGCCAUGCUCGGACCUUAGUAUUCCCCAUGAUGCCUCAGCCUAGUUUCUCUUCCCACUUGGACACGAUGUUUGCCAACUCUUCAGCCAAUGCCUCUUCUACCAACAGCUCUGUACCCCAGUGCCGUGACUAUCGGGGUACACAUCGUCUGCAUAUGGUGGUCUACAGCCUGGUCUUGGCGACUGGUCUCCCUCUCAAUGCUCUGGCUCUCUGGGUCUUUGUGCGUGUGCUGCGUGUAAACUCGGUGGUGAGCGUGUACAUGUGCAACCUGGCAGCCAGCGACCUGCUCUUCACCCUGUCACUGCCCCUGCGCCUCUCCUACUACGCACGGCACCACUGGCCCUUCCCGGACUUCCUAUGCCAGACGUCGGGCGCCAUCUUCCAGAUGAACAUGUACGGCAGCUGUAUCUUUCUGAUGCUCAUCAACGUGGACCGCUAUGCCGCCAUCGUGCACCCGCUGCGACUGCGCCACCUGCGGCGGCCCCGCGUGGCGCGGCGGCUCUGCCUGGGCGUCUGGGCGCUCAUCCUGCUGUUCGCCGUGCCCGCCGUCCGCGUGCACAGCCCGUCCACCUGCAGGCACGAGAACAUCACCGUGAGCCUGUGCUUCGAGAGCUUCAGCGAUGAGCUGUGGAAGGGCGGGCUGCUGCCGCUCCUACUGCUGGCCGAGACACUGGGCUUUCUGCUGCCCUUGGCCGCUGUCGUCUAUUCGUCGGGCCGGGUCUUCUGGACGUUGGCGAGGCCCGACGCCACCCAGAGCCAGCGGCGACAGAAGACCGUGCGCCUCCUGCUGAUCAAUCUCGUCAUCUUCCUGCUGUGCUUCGUGCCCUACAACGCCACGCUGGCAGUGUAUGGGUUGCUGCGAGCCGACCUGGUGGAAUCCAGCCCUCAGGCCCGCGAUCAGGUGCGCGGUGUGCUGAUGGUGAUGGUGCUGCUGGCCGGCGCCAACUGCGUGCUGGAUCCGCUGGUGUACUACUUCAGUGCUGAGGGUUUCCGAAACACCCUUCGCAACCUGGGCACCCCGCUCCAUACCAGGCCUUUGGCUACCAAUGGGGCUAGAGGGGUGCUCACCGAACCACCCUCAGAAACCACCCAAAACACUGGGCUGGAUGCCACCAGUCAGGGUCUACUCCAGCCCGCCAAUCUGGGAACGCCCGUCAUCCAGUGCCCCCAGGAUUCAGCCCUCUGAAAGGACGCAGUGUCCUAGCGUAGGCUUGGGCCAGCCUCAAAGGCUUAGGGUGUCCAUUUGAGGGAGGUGGGCUGGGAACUUGGGACUUUGAAGCCAUUCCAGUCCCAGUGUGCAGAAGAAAGCAAGCGUGUAAGCAGGGGUAGAGGAGAUAGAGUGCUGCUGUAAGAGCCAUGGGCUCGGGCUUUUAUGCAGAGGACCCUGCUCCAGUACAUAGGAAGCCAUGGAGUGAGCAUGCCCGUGGCUAAGAGCUGGUACGUGGAACAGAAGAUGGCUCUCCCAGAUUGAGGUCAUCAGUCGGAGAACUGAAGAUCCCCUGACCUUGGUGAAUCAACUACACAGAAGGUCAUCUGUCAUCUUCAAAAACAAAGCAAAACUCAGAACCUAGAACCCGCUGCCUGUACAUGCUGGGCCACCACAUUCCCACUGAACUCCAUCCCAGCCACACCUGCUGCCUUCCGUCCUGACUUGAGGGCCAUGGCCGCCAGGCCACCACCAGCCCUCGCUUCCACUUGGCCACCCUGCGCAGCUGGGAGGCAUGAUACAAAGGUUUAUUUGAUGUGCACUGACUUGUUUUGUGACUUGUAACAGUUUAGGCUUGACACCCAGUAUGAGGAGGUUGGGGAAGGGCAGAGCGGUGUGUUGAGUCCCUCGAAAAUCCUAGUUCUUGGGCCUUUCUAGUUCUAGUCGUCCUUUCUCCUUCUAUCACUCUCUGGGCCUCUUCCGUUCUGUCUCUCCCUUCCUCCCUCCCUCCUCCCAUCUCUUCCUCCACACUCCCACCCCUUCUACAGACUGGGCUGGCCUUGAACUCUUUUUUUGUUUAAUUUUGUGUGUGUGUGUGUGUGUGUGUGUGUUUUGUUUGUUUUGUUUUGCUUUUGAGACAGGGUUUCUCUGUGUAGCCCUGGCUGUCCUGGAACUUGCUCUAUAGAUCAGGCUAGCCUCGAACUCACAGAGAUCUGCCUGCCUCUUUCUCCUAAGGACUGGAUUAAAGGUGUACAACCACUAAGACCA